Messenger RNA from Rasamsonia emersonii CBS 393.64, 1023 nucleotides. RefSeq names its product Homoserine acetyltransferase family protein. Gene Ontology annotation, molecular function: acyltransferase activity, transferring groups other than amino-acyl groups. Lineage: Eukaryota; Fungi; Ascomycota; Eurotiomycetes; Eurotiales; Trichocomaceae. The transcript is spliced from 6 exons. Bases 1 to 1023 code for a protein of 340 amino acids. Gene Ontology annotation, biological process: biosynthetic process. The record is from RefSeq and is a predicted model, not a curated record.
AUGGCACAGGACCAGGAUUACGAGAUCUUCAAGCUCGGCGACUGGGAGUUGCAGAGCGGAGAGAAGAUCAUAGAUGCCCACAUCGCAUACAAGACGUUCGGAGAUCCCAAGUAUCCGGCAAUUGUCUACCCGACCUGGUACUCUGGGUCGGAGUGUGAAGUCAUUUCGGACAAUUACUGGUUGAUUGGAGAAGACAAGACCUUGAACCCACGAAAGUACUUCAUCAUCAUCCCCGCGCUCUUCGGCAAUGGGCAGUCGUCUUCUCCAUCAAACCAAGCACCUUCUUCCCCUAAUAGGCCCUUCCCGAGAUGUUCUUUCUACGAUAACGUCCGCGCGCAGCAUACUCUGGUCACGCAGCACUUCGGAAUCACUCACUUGCGAGCGGUAGUCGGCUGGUCCAUGGGUGCAGCUCAGAGUUUCCAAUGGGCCACACAAUACCCAGAUUUCAUGGACUUGAUUGUGCCGUUCUGCGGUUCAGCGAGAACGUCCCUGCACAAUCAAGUCUUUCUUGAGGGAGUCAAGAGCGCCAUGUUGGCCGCAAAGAAGAUCCCGUCCGCUGGCUCCGGUGAAGGGGGUGUCGCGGUCCAAGGACAGCCAUAUAGAACAUGGACGGCAGAGGAAAAGGAGGUUGGUAUGAAGGCUUUUGGCAGAGGUUAUGCUGGAUGGGGAUUCAGCCAAGCCUUCUACAGGGAGAGGCUUUACGAGAAGGUCCUGGGAUUUAAAGACCUGGAAGACUUCAUGACCUGGCAGAACGGAGACGUGUCGAAGCAAGAGCCCUACAACGGCGAUUUUGAAAAGGCUCUCUGUUCAAUCAAAGCAAAGACCUUGGUGUUGCCCAGCAAAACCGACCUCUACUUUCCACCUGAAGACUCCGAGUAUGAAGUUGCUUGCAUGCAACCGGGGAUUGGACAACUGGAUGUCUUCCCUUCGAUCUGGGGCCAUUGGGCCGGAGGUCCUGGAGACAGCAAAGAAGACGUCGAGUGGCUGGAUAUGAAAAUGGCCAAAUUCUUCUCCGAGAACUAG